This is a messenger RNA of Xylona heveae TC161, 800 nucleotides long. RefSeq lists its product as hypothetical. Lineage: Eukaryota; Fungi; Ascomycota; Xylonomycetes; Xylonales; Xylonaceae. The record is from RefSeq and is a predicted model, not a curated record. The coding region runs from base 156 to 590 and encodes 144 amino acids. The transcript has a single exon.
AAAUAUAGGCAAUAGAUGAUGAGACGAUAAGUAAUAAAUCCAAAAUUCCACGGAAAAGGGAGAUUUGGAAGCGCAAGCUGCCUUUCUACAGGCGGCCAUCAACGCUCUCAAAUAUACUCUCAAAGUAACAAGAAGACGAAACGAAAUAUACGACGAUGUGUGAUUUCCGCGAUGUCAUGCCGAAGCGUAUUGUGAUCGCAGCAUUAAAGCUCGGUCGCGGUCAAUGGUACCUCUUCAAAGUCCAUUUAAGCAACAGCGGCGGUAGGGGCGGCGGGAGCGUCAGCUGGAGCGGCAGGCGCAGCCGGAGCGGGGGCAGGAGCCGGAGCCGGAGCAGCCGGGGCAGCAGCUGCCGGGGAAACGGGGGCCGCAUUAGCAGCGGCAUUAACGUCACCGUUGGUCUCAGUCUGAGGGCACUCGCGGGAGAUAUGACCCACAGCACCGCAGCGGUAGCAGGUCUUGCCGGCGGUGUUAAGGGGACCGCCGUUGGGGGCGGUGCAGUCGCGGGAGAUGUGGCCCUGUUACUUUUGUCAGUGGACGGUGUUCAACGGCCAAUAGUCUUCAAAGUCCAUACGAGCUUGCCGCAGGCAUAGCACUUCAUGGCCUGAGCCUGGCAGUCGCGAGCAAAGUGGUUGGGACCACCACAUUUGUAGCAGGUGGCAGGGCGGGGACCGCCAGCGUAGCCGCCGCGGAAGCCGCCGUUCAGACCACCGCGGGGGGCGCCAGCACCGCGGCCGACACCAGGCUGCACGUUGCCGGUACUAGGGCAAGAACGCUACAUGUUUCUCGUCAGUUAACACGCG